Marmota flaviventris (yellow-bellied marmot) is the source of this 960-nucleotide messenger RNA. RefSeq names its product olfactory receptor 7D4-like. Lineage: Eukaryota; Metazoa; Chordata; Mammalia; Rodentia; Sciuridae. Gene Ontology annotation, molecular function: G protein-coupled receptor activity; olfactory receptor activity. Gene Ontology annotation, cellular component: membrane. Gene Ontology annotation, biological process: G protein-coupled receptor signaling pathway. The record is from RefSeq and is a predicted model, not a curated record.
AUGGAACCAGAGAACCAAACAGCUACUUCAAAAUUCAUCCUUCUGGGACUGUGGGAAGAUAAGGCCCUGCAGCCUCUCCUGUUUGGGCUGUUCCUGUCCAUGUACCUGGUCACCAUCCUGGGGAACCUGCUCAUCGUCCUGGCCGUGAGCUCUGACUCCCACCUCCAUACCCCCAUGUACCUCUUCCUCUCUCACCUGUCCUUCAUGGACAUCUGUUUCACCUCCACCACGGUUCCCAGGAUGUUAGCAAAUGCCCAGGCACAGAGCAAAGCCAUCACCUAUGAAGCCUGCAUUACUCAGGUGUACUUUUUCAUGAUUUUUUCUGGGUUGGAUAGUUUGCUACUGACUGUGAUGGCUUAUGACCGCUUCGUGGCCAUCUGUCACCCGCUACGCUACACAGUCAUCAUGAACCCUCGCCUUUGUGGUCUUCUGCUUCUGCUUUCUUGGCUAAUCUGCCUGACAUAUUCUUUGCUGCAGAGUUUAAUGGUUUUGAGGGUGUCUUUCUGCAAAGAAACAGAAGUCCCUCACUUCUUCUGUGAACUUGCUCAGAUCCUCAAGCUGGCCUGCUCAGACACCCUUGCCAAUGAUGUCCUGCUGUAUUGUGUAACUGGCCUUCUGGGCAUUAUUCCCCUGUCUGGGAUUCUUUUUUCUUAUGCUAGAAUUAUCUCCUCCAUAGUGGGCAUUUCAUCUGCUGGAGGUAAGUACAAAGCCUUUUCCACCUGUGGGUCUCACCUCUCAGUGGUUUCCUUGUUCUAUGGCGCAGGCCUUGGGGUCUACCUCACUUCUGGAACAGCCCAUCCGUCCAGAAAGGGUUCAAUCGCCUCGGUGAUGUACACCGUGGUUGCGCCCAUGCUGAAUCCCUUUAUCUACAGCCUCAGGAACAGGGAACUGAAGGGAGCUCUGAGGAGACUUCUUCAGCCAAGGGGCUUGCUCUCAGAGAGAGAGACAGGGUUUAAGUUA